GGGCAAUCUUUAAAAAAAAAACCUAGGCCCUUUUUCCUUCUUUUUUUUUCUUUUUCUUUUUCUUCCUCACCCGUUUUGCCCCUCUUUCCCCCUCCAUCUCUUAAGACGUCACAAGGACAUGAACAACAGGACAAAUGUUCGCUUGCCUCCGGAGGUCAACAGAAUCCUGUUUGUCCGCAAUCUUCCUUUCAAGAUCACAACUGAGGAAAUGUAUGAUAUCUUUGGAAAAUAUGGAGCUAUCCGUCAGAUCCGUGUUGGAAACGCCAAUGACACUAAGGGAACAGCAUUUGUGGUCUAUGAAGAUAUUUUUGACGCCAAAACAGCCUAUGAACAUCUUCAAGGAUUCAAUAUCAUGGGGCGGUACCUGAUCGUCCUUUAUUAUCAGGCUAACAAGGUCACCAAGAGAGUAAGCAUGGCAAAGAAGGAAGAAGAACUGAGGGAACUAAAGGCUAAAUAUGCAAUCUCGGAUAACCAAUAAGUGGUAGCGACGUUGGUGAUGGUGAAUGCAGAGGAAAUGUAGAGUCGUGAAGAUUUUGAAUCAAAGAAGCCUCUAUAUCUAUAAUGAUUGUUGAUUAUUGACUACAAAAAAAAGGAUCUCCAUGUAACAUAGCAACCAUAAACAACUAUUAUAACCAACUAUUAUAACUAACAACAACACAACCAAAGAAAAAAAAAAAAUACAAUGUG
Lobosporangium transversale is the source of this 687-nucleotide messenger RNA. RefSeq lists its product as hypothetical. Gene Ontology annotation, cellular component: catalytic step 2 spliceosome; U2 snRNP; precatalytic spliceosome. The transcript is spliced from 4 exons. Gene Ontology annotation, biological process: mRNA splicing, via spliceosome. Gene Ontology annotation, molecular function: RNA binding. The record is from RefSeq and is a predicted model, not a curated record. NCBI's taxonomy places the organism in Eukaryota, Fungi, Mortierellomycota, Mortierellomycetes, Mortierellales, Mortierellaceae. The coding region runs from base 119 to 478 and encodes 119 amino acids.